Colias croceus (clouded yellow) is the source of this 6171-nucleotide messenger RNA. RefSeq names its product calcineurin-binding protein cabin-1-like. The record is from RefSeq and is a predicted model, not a curated record. Bases 57 to 6080 code for a protein of 2007 amino acids. Gene Ontology annotation, cellular component: nucleus. NCBI's taxonomy places the organism in Eukaryota, Metazoa, Arthropoda, Insecta, Lepidoptera, Pieridae. Gene Ontology annotation, biological process: chromatin organization. The transcript has a single exon. Gene Ontology annotation, molecular function: protein binding; nucleosome binding.
UCUGCCGGUGUUUACACUAAUAAAUUGAGAAUACAUGAAGAUAAAAAUAAGUGAAAAUGAUUAAAAUAGCGGCAUUGAAUACAGAAACGGAAGAAGAUAGCGGUUCAGAAGAGGAGGUUUCCAGAGAAGCUUUAGAACAAAUAGCAUUGCAGCAGUAUGCCAAGGUAUUGGAAUUACAAAGGAAUGGUAACCUGCCCGAUGCUACGCAACUCAUCAAAGAUCUAUUGGACACUGAAUUAUUAUACGAUGUCAAGAAACCAGCGCCUGGUGAAAAAAUAACUGGACCAUUAUACAAUUUAAAGUAUGUGUGUUACAAGAAUCUCGCUGGAAUGCUCAGUGCUUCAGGUGAGUUAGAAGGAUCAAUGGAUGCGUAUACCUCGGCAUCAGAGCUCGAUGAUACGGAUGUAACUCUUUGGCAUAAGCUGGGCUUAGUAUGUUUACGUGCCAAACAUUACGAGCGCGCAUUGUACGCUUUCGAACGGGGUGUGGAAAUAAAUCCACGACAUUGGCCAUGUAUCGAUAAAAUUGUUACACUCCUCCUUGGAUUAGAUUUUAAAGAACAAUGUAUUGCUGUCAUCCAUGAUGCUCUUGAACUUGAUCCUGGUUAUUUGAGAGGAAUAGUUUAUCGUCGGCAUAUUUAUACUGUAUUCCGCCACAUGAAAGAUUAUAUGGAAUACUUACAUCCCAUUUACAAGUGGGAUCUAAGCAAAGAUGAGCCAGUUGAUGAAAAAAUUGCACAAAAAUUGUUAAAAGAAGCCGAUGAAAUAUAUGAAACAUUUAUAGAGCAACAGAGAGAAACAAAAUUUACAUAUAAAAUGCCUGAUCUCACAUUGCAAAAGCCUAUAUCAAAUUUAACAUGGGAAUCAGUUGGGGAAUCUUUAGUUCACAUGCACCGUUACAUAACAGAGAAUGCGCUGAGUCAUGCUGCAUUCAUUCAAUUGGUUUAUGAGAAAGAAGUAAAAGAAGAGAAGAUGGAAGUAUGUGAAGAAGCACAGGAGAGUGAUAGCACCAAAUUGGCAGAUAAUAAACCAGAUGAAACUGCCACAGAUACAGAUAAAAAUACAGAUAUUGUUACAUCUGAAAAUGAAAACAAUGAUAUGUCUGAUAAAGAAAAACCAGCAACGGAUAAUGAAAAAGUAGAGAGUGAUAUUGAAAUAAUAAAUGUAGAUCAGUCAGCUGAGACUACAGCCGAACAGAAAGCACAGAAAAAGGCACCAGUCAGAAGACGAGGCAGUGCACUAAGCUUUCUAGAACAAUGGGUGUGGUGCAACAAACGCAGGUCUGGUCGCAAAAAAACAAAGCAAGAUACAAUUUAUGAUAUAUUACGCAGAAUGGUUCCUGAAUCUCUAGUACCAGAGUUGAUUAAGAAGAAAGAAAAUGAAACAAGAGAAACGUCUCCCACUGACUUAACAAAAUUGUUUGAGGAAAAAGAUAAAGACCAAGAAAAAUCCUUUGAAAAUGAUGAAUACUUUAAUACAGAAGCUGAACAGAAAGAUGUUAACGCAUUUAUUAACAAGUACAUGGAAGAUAGAAGAGACAUCAUUGACAUGUUGAAGGAUUAUUUAAAGAUUCUCUCACAGAAAUGGAAAUUACAAUGGCCAGAGAACCUCAUAAAAUAUUUUAUAGAGGCCAAUGAGUGUUAUAAUAACCACAUAGAUGUUCCAGCUUGUACUGAUGACAAUAAUGAAGAUCUCCUACAUUAUAUAACUGUUAAUUUAUUAGUUGAAGAAUUUUGCAUAAAUAAAAAAUUGAAUACUAAAUCAGAAGAAGCAAUAUCACAUUGCUUAAGUGUUAUAAACCACAUAGAAAUUAUACUUACUUUCAAACCUCAAAUAUUUGAAAGUGUGGAAUGUCUAGAAGUAAUACUAAGGCAGUUGUGGAUAAAAUUGCACAUCUACAUUCUAAACAAAGAGGAAGAUUUCGCUUUAGACUGUUUGUACCAAUUAUUUGAUCAAUUUGAAGCCAUGGGGGAACACAAAAGUUCCUACCGUUUGGAAAUUAUUAACUUUAGCUUUAAACCAAUCAUAAAUGAAAAUGAAGUAGUGGAGUAUAUAAAGUUUUUGGAACGGAAUAAAAAGUUAUCAACAGUUAAUGAUUUGUACAAUCGAAAGUGCUAUGAAGAAGUACUGGCAAUUAUAACUGAUUCAUUUGAGCAUUGUAAGAUAAUUGCUAAAGAACAAGAGGAAGAAAUGUCGUUGGAUUUUGCAGUACAAUUAACUCUUAUCUUAGAAACUUACUGGGCUCUUAAUAAAGUAGAUGAUUGUUUCCGUUGGUCAUUUAUAUGUUUACAUGAAGCAUUAAAACAUUACUUUAGAUACACAUCAGGCUCAGCAGAUUAUGAGAAAUGGACUCUAACUAUUGUUAAAAUACUCACUUGUAUGGAACAUAUACUUGAAACAGAAGGCUAUUAUUGUUUAUCAGCUGUAUCCCAAAAGGAGUUGAGUCAGGGACUUGAAGAUAUUAUAAGAAUUAUAGGCCAUCAAAUGGAAACAAAUACUUCUGACAUGCCAUUUGAUACAACUUCUCCUUGGAUCAUAAUGCACUAUAUUUUACAAAGAGAAGAAGAUCAAGGUAGAGGGAGAGUAACAACUGACAAAGAAAAAGCUGAACUAGAAGAAGAUGUCUCAGAUCCUUUAAUGUUAUUGUUCAUUGCUCAUGAACAGUUGGGAAGUAGAGGUUGGUGCACUAAAUCUGAUGGCAAACUCUUACAUUUUAUUUUGGAUUCAAUUGUCCCACUUCUGCGUACACCCGCUCUAUCUAAAUGCUUAGAACAAGUUAGACAAUACCUAGAGCAAUGUGUUUAUUGUCUGUAUGGGCAUCCUGAGAGGAAGCAAAAAUUAAAAUAUAUUGCAGACCACAAUGCUACUGCACAAACAUUAAAUUGGGCUAAAGCACAACAAAUAUAUGAGAUUUACAGACCAUUACAACUACCUGCUUUAGAAGGAAAAUUGUCUGGUAUAUCGGCUGAUACAGAAUUGUUGUUUCAUCGUAUUUUGGGCUUAUUGCCUCCAGAAUGCGACCCACAAAAAUAUCUUCCGCAGUUAGAGAAAUAUAUCAAAGGAGUAGAGAGCAAACUACCAGUCUUUCCUCCACUUUUACCUUUUAAAAUGAAAGAUAUUUAUUUCCUAAUUGGCGAUCACCAUUUUAAAAAAGAAGAACGCGAUAUGUGCAUUAAAUAUAACAUGUUAGAUAUAAUAAUAAAUAGAGAUAGAUUUAUAUCGUGGGCACAAAUAUCACUAGCAAAAGCCUUAAAUCUAGUCAGGAUUUUAAAUUCUUGUCAGAAUCUAAAUAACGAAAGGGAGUUCCUAACACCUGCUAAAUCAACUUUGCGAUGUUAUCAACGGUCGUUAGAAUUAAAGCCGGAUAGUAGUAUAUUGACAGAAUAUGGUAACUUUGCCUACGCAGUGCAUUCGUUUUGCUCGCGACUCUUAAAACAAGCCAGUGAAUUGUUAAGUAUGGAAGAUUUCGAAGCUCUCGAGAGACAGAAAGAAGAUUUGCUUGAUACCACACAAAAAUGUUUCACUACUGUUCUUUACGACAAUACAAUUGAAAAGGCUAAUGACGAAUACUGGUUAUUUUAUUACAUGUUAGGCAAAGUUGCAGAAAAACGAAACAAGCCUCCCUCCGUUUAUUUGGAUUAUUACAUGAAAGGUGUUAAAAGUUUACAAGAAACUGGUGCUACAUAUCCAUCAAAAAUAAGCUACAGUUCAUCAACAAAUUUCUGUUUAGAAGUUCUUGAAUUGCAUUAUAGAAUACACGCCUCUAUUCUUAAAUACAUUGAACAACACGAAAAUAAACCUAUACCAGCUGCUGUUGGAAAAGUGUUCUUAAGCUGUAUUGAGGAAUGGCAACAAGGACCUUUUAUAAGAAGAUCGAAAAAAGAUAACACUGAUGGAGAGAACGAAAAGUCCGACGAACCCUCAAUACACGCAGCUAAUAUCUUAAAACGUUCGAUUAGCGACGCAGGAGAAGAAGAUAACCAAGAAGGUAAAAGAUUAAAAUUAGAAGUCGCUGCUGCAAAGGUACGUCGAUCAGCCUCAUGUGAUACGGAACGCAUUAAAGAGGCGGCGCAGAUGCAAUUUCAGAGCACAACUGCUACAGAUCCAGCUGCCGUUAAAGAUACAGUACAUCAAAAUAGUGAACAAGCACCGAUGACAGAUGUGAACGUAAAAGACAAAGAGAAACAAGAAACUGUCGAAGUCGAUGCAGUAAAACCAAACACUGAGAAGCAAAUUGAAGUUACAACUGACAAAAAAGAGGAAAGUUCCAGUUCCUCGUCAUCGUCAUCUUCAGAUUCGAGUAGUAGUGAUUCUUCAUCUGAUAGUAGCACUGAUUCUGGUAAAGAUAGUGAUACUUCAAGUAAGUCUUCGCAAGAAUCGAAACCGCUUACUGAUGAAGAAAUUAUGAAAAUAGUUUUGGGAUGUCAAGAUGCUUUAGAGGAUUGUGCAAGUCGUUUCGCGCCACAUUAUAAAGCUAUUUAUAGACUUGGCCACUAUCACUUUUAUUACAAGAAGGGUAAGAAUAUCGAGAGGUGUCGUGAUCUCAUGCUCUCUUCGUUCACGUGUAGAUCGGGUAAAAAGUUAAGUGGUUUAUUCAGUGAGAGAAGAAACAAUAAUUUUUUCAACAACAUUUGGAAAAUAAAAUUAGAAGAAGUAGAUAGGGCGGGCAGCUUUGCUUUUCAUAUGAAUCGUUCUGUUUUACUCACAAUGGAAAUACUGAAAGAAAUAGAUGAUCACAAAACUUUACUCGACUUGAGCAUAAAUCUACAAAAAAUACCCGAUGCAGAUAAAAAAUACUUACGAGAUUCAGAUCGAGAAGAUCUCGCCCAGCAAGCUAUUUCAUUAUGUGUACAAUCAUUAAGAGGACAAGUGGUUAAGUUUAGCCAACAGCCUGACUUAAAAAGUAAUGAUGUGGAACGUGAAGCUCUCAAAAGUUUGAUGUUGGACAUUUUUCGUGCGUAUCAACGUGUUAUAAAACUACCCAAUUCCACAAACAAUUCUACAUCCACUAAACAAUUUUCAAACCUCUUAAUUGAUGCUUAUAAAUUACUACGAACUACACCAGUUACCGAAAAUAUGAAUUUACUAGAUUUAGCUCUAAAGUAUGGUCAUUCAUUAAAACAACAGGCUGCUGUUGCGAGUUUGGAGAAAAGUCAGAAUUUCCAGAAAAAACAAGGUAUUAAAUCAGCUGAAAACACAAAAAGUGCGCCUAUUCCAACUCCACAGAUUAGAACGGACACUAAAUCGCAGCCAAUUACUGCUACUGCUUCAACUUCGUCUGCUCUACCGAAAAUGUCACCGCAUGAUAUCACUGCGGCGUUCCAAAAUUAUGUACCUUUUAUAAGUGAUUACCUAAAUGCUCUACAAAAUAUUUCUUCACUACAAGCCCCUCUACCGGCUCUACCCAUACAAAAUUCAUUUCAAGCUGAAUUUUAUAGGCAAUUUCUGGGCCAGAGUCUCUCAUCAUAUAACUUACAACUACCAAAGCCAAAGCAAAAAAGGGGGCCCAAGCCAGGGUCGACAAGAACGACUGUAUCAUCGCAAUUGAAACAUAAAUCGUUCACGGGGGUUAUACCUACAACUAAAGCGACACCUACACCCGUUAUUACAAGUCUACAAAAGUCGGCGUCAGCUUCUUUGGCACCAAGUAUGGGAACUGUGCUACCAACCUUACCAGCUUCGAUGACCGUAAAUUUACCAGCUUUUACCGGUCAUUCCUCCCUACUCACUUCUCAUGUUAGUACAAGUAGUGUUCCUCAAGCACAUAUGUCUACUACUUCAACAGUGAACACCGCUAUUCACUCAAAACCCCCAUUACCACAUCAACAGGUGAGCCCUGGUAAGACAUUGCAGGAAAAAUUGGCUGAACGUCAAAAGAUAAACCCUUCUGUCUCAAAAAAUUUAACAGCUGAUGUGAGUGCAUCGAUCAGUCGACUGCCGUCGUCGCUCACGAUUACUAAAACAUUGAAACAAACUUUACCUGCUAAAAAACCGGAAGCGAAGAAAACGCUUACAUUCAAUGAACCUGAAAGACCUAAACCUAUUACGUCAGAUGAAAUAAUAAUUUUAGAUGAUGAUUAAUUAUUAUUAAUACACUACCUACAUACUAUUAUAUGGUUUUGUCACACUAUUUAUUUAUGAUAUUCUAUUGUAAAUAUAAUUAAUACGUUAA